Molecule: messenger RNA, 2607 nt
Organism: Chiloscyllium plagiosum (whitespotted bambooshark)
Lineage: Eukaryota; Metazoa; Chordata; Chondrichthyes; Orectolobiformes; Hemiscylliidae
Gene: gja8b
Product: gap junction protein alpha 8 paralog b
Biological process (GO): cell-cell signaling; gap junction-mediated intercellular transport
Cellular component (GO): connexin complex
Molecular function (GO): gap junction channel activity
Source: RefSeq, a predicted model, not a curated record
AUUUCUGUGGACCAUGCCUUCAACAAGGGUCAUGUGAACUGUUGCUGGGCGUGACCCCACAGGUCUCCUGCUGUGUGCUGCACGGUUUAAAUAUUGCUGAAACUAAAUACCGAAUGCUCAGAGCCCACCGUUUUUGAGCUGUGCGAGAUCAGCCCGUAUCAAUCCCCAAACUGUGUCCCAGGAUCCCAGCAACCAGUGAGCAAUGGGUGAUUGGAGUUUCCUUGGGAAUAUUUUGGAGGAAGUGAAUGAGCACUCCACUGUGAUCGGGAGAGUGUGGCUGACAGUGUUGUUUAUUUUCCGCAUCCUUAUCCUUGGCACGGCGGCCGAGUUCGUGUGGGGGGAUGAGCAGUCUGACUUCGUUUGCAACACUCAGCAGCCGGGCUGUGAAAACGUCUGCUACGAUGAAGCGUUCCCCAUCUCGCACAUCCGACUCUGGGUACUGCAGAUCAUUUUCGUAAGCACGCCGUCCCUGAUGUAUGUGGGCCAUGCGGUGCACCAUGUCAGGAUGGAAGAGAAGAGAAAGGACAGGGAAGAAGGGGACAGUCAGCAGCACAUGAACACUGAAAGGCUACUCUUAGCUCCUGAAGAGGCUCUGAAAGACAUCGGCAAGACCAACAAGAGAUUUCGCCUGGAGGGGACCCUGCUGAGGACCUAUAUCUGCCACAUCAUUUUCAAAACCAUCUUUGAGGUGGGUUUUGUGGUUGGUCAGUACUUCCUGUACGGGUUCCGCAUCUUGCCCCUGUACCGCUGCGAAAGGUGGCCUUGCCCCAACUUUGUUGACUGCUUUGUCUCCAGGCCAACGGAGAAGACAAUCUUUGUGAUUUUCAUGCUGGCCGUAGCCUCAGUGUCCCUCUUCCUGAAUUUUGUGGAGGUAAGUCACCUGGGCUGGAAGAAGAUCAGGUUUGCUUUCCGAGAGCCUGGCCAGCAGCCUGAAGCCUACCCAGAGCCCAAGCCAUACCAUUCCAUUGAUGUUGCUUCGGUACCGAAAGCGAAAGGGUACAAGCUCCUGCAAGAGGACAAACCUACUCCCGCUUUCUUCCAACUGACAGCAGCUGGGGUAGACCUGAGCUCGGUGCCGUCCAUCACCUAUCCGGAGAAAGCAAAGGGUGUUGGCCCGGUAGAUAACCUGGUAAAGAUUCAUAACGAGACUUUGCUGUCCUACCAACAACAUGAAGAUGCUGAUCCCGAGCAGCAAGCUGAUCCGGCGGUACAGGCUGAUCCCGAUCCCGAGCCUGUCCCGCUCGCAGAACCCGAGGAAGAGGGAGAGAAGAACGAACUGGAACCUCUGACAACAGCCAAUGAGAGCCUGGCGGAUACACGGCCCCUCAGCAGAUUAAGCAAAAGCAGCAGUCGAGCUCGCUCUGAUGAUUUAACUGUAUGAGGUAAAUACCGCUACCAAGAGUGUUCGAGGAGCCUAAGUGUAAAAACCACCGGGGAAACUGAUAGCCGGCCUGGACGAAUUCUGCGAAGUCUUGAGAACAGACGCAAUGAGCUCAAGACGGAAAAAAAAAGUUCAACUUUUCAGCUCUAUGCCUUCGUUUUCACUGAAUGGCAUCGCAACAGUUACACAAUAAGAAACCUUUUAACGUCUUUAGAAGAACCAACAGGACCCCGGUGUUUUUUUUUUAGAUAUUCUCGAUGUUUAGUAUCAAAAGUGUUCAAAGUAUUUGCAACUACAUGUAUAUUAACCAGACCGCUAACUCCCAAAUCGAUCUGGAUCCGAAUUCUCACACGUUGAGGUGUGUCAUUGGGAUGCAAAAGUGCCAUUUGAAAGAUCAGAGAAUUUUGGGCUUUAAAUGAUGUGCAACUGCCUUACACUCAGUUAUUCUUGGUCUUUCAUGGCUGUGCAGUUAAACCUUUCAUUCAGAAACUUGACCAACCCUUCAGCUGUGGAGUGUAGCAACCUUGUGAUGACGAUCAUUUUAAGGAGAGUGGGGAGGGUGUCGCUUCGUAGCAUCGGCGAAUUCCUAGCCUCAGCAGAAAUGCGACUCUCCUGCUGUUUUAUACAAAGGUCUUGAUUAUUUAGGUAAAUGUUUCCACACUAAUACCCAUUGCCAAUCCACCGCACCGCACCGCCCCCCUCCCCUCUCCCCUCCCCUCCCCUCUAUGAUUAGAAUGGGUGCAGAUGCAAUAUGCCAAAUGGCCUAUUUCUGUGCUGGAAUAUUUCUAUAAAUAGAAAAAUGUGAACAGCAUUUAUAAGAUGCAAUCUCUUUUCACAAGAAUAUGGAUGAUCCCAAAGAGGAAUCAAGAUUCCUGGGUGAAAGCAACAGAUUGGGGAUUGAUGGAGUCAAGUGAAUGGAGUACUCUGAGCUUUCAUUGUGCAACACCCAACAGUGGCAAUGAUAAAUAAUCAGAAAAAGUCAGCUAUCCAAUUGAAAGACAUAAGUAUACCCACAGUGCAACAGCAGGCUAUUCAGCCCAUCAAGUCCACACUGCCCCUCCAAAAAGCAUCACACCCCAUCUCUGUAACCCUGCAUUUGCUAUGGCUAAUCCACCUUGCCUGCACAUCCCAGCAUACUGUGGGAAAUUUCACAUAACCAAUCCACCUAGCCUGCCCAUCUUUGGAUUGAGGGAGGAAACUGGAGCACCCAGAGGAAACCCACACAG